This is a messenger RNA of Calliphora vicina (urban bluebottle blowfly), 4307 nucleotides long. RefSeq lists its product as uncharacterized. Lineage: Eukaryota; Metazoa; Arthropoda; Insecta; Diptera; Calliphoridae. The transcript is spliced from 2 exons. The record is from RefSeq and is a predicted model, not a curated record. The coding region runs from base 1 to 1416 and encodes 471 amino acids.
AUGGAGGAGCAAGAAGAGGUUCCAGCAGAAGUGGAGGUGCAAGGAAAUAAUCUGAUAACGAAGAAUGAAGCUGCAUUAGAGAAAACCGUGGAUGAAGCUGUUAACAAUAUUUUAUUAUUAAUUGAUAAUUCUAAUUGUAUUAAUGAUAAUAAUAAUGAAUUUUAUAUUCCUAAUAAUCAAUUAGGUUAUUAUUUAAAUAUUUCAAAUGAAGUUGAAGAAUUUAAUAAUGAUGAUGAGGGAGAUCAAAUUAUUUUAAGUUAUAAAGAUCAUUUUUGGCAUGAUCACGAGGGUGAUCAAAUUAUUUUAGAUUCGUGUAUUUCUUACAUCCAUGGAAAAAAAAGCCACAAACAUGAAGGAUUAAGGAUAGCAGAGGCUGAAAUUAUAAGACCAUCAACAUCAGCUGCAGCGAGAAAGCGGUCAAUAAAUUUGGAGCCUUCAUCACUGAUACCAACAAAACACCAGCGGUUGGAGCGUUUUAUAGUUUGCGAGGAUUGUAAUGUGGAAGUACAACAGGAAAAAUGUUUUACCCAUUGCACCGCAAAAGAUCAUAAAAUCAAUACAGAGAAAUCGAUUCAAAAUCGAGUGGUCCUAUUGAAAAGCGCAUUUAGAUCUCGGCUUUCUACAUAUCAUUUUCCUAAAGGAGAUACUAAUUUAAAUGUCGAUGGAUUUUUGGAGGAGGGAUAUCAGUUUUUUAAAAAACUUAUAAACAACAGCUUAGCGGACCAUAUAAUAAUAAAAUUUAAUUUGGAGCUAACAGCAGUUUAUAAAUUACCAGCACAUCCACUGAAACCGGAAACAGAUAUGUACCACAUAACCGAGAUGAUGCGAUUGUCUAGAGCAGAUGAUAUUGACGAUACUCUAAAGUAUCAAAUAGACAGCAUUAAAGCUAAGAUGUCCGAAUUUCAAGAAAGAGAUUCAGGUUGGACACUUAUUAAAAUAAAAUGGUUGGAUAUUAACAUCAAUAAAGCAUCCCCACUAAAUGGAUCUUCAUACAUUCCAACUCCAGUUGAAUUGGUAAAGAAGAAGGCAUGUAUUAAUAUAAUCAAUAAUGAUAUAUUCUGUUUUAAGUGGUGUAUAAUAGCAGCCCUUUACAAUGGAAAUAGUAUCAAUACAAUCAGAACUUCAACGUAUAAGAUAAAUAAUAUUUCAGACAAUAUUAUAAUAUUGAGAUGUGGCAGAGUAUUAAACUUCUCUACAAUGAACUUUCCAGCUGAUAUAAAGGAAAUUAAAUUAUUUGAAAAAAAUAAUAUUGACAUAAGUAUAAAUGUCUUUGGAUAUGACAAGAAGCUGAAAAGUGUAGUCGGACCAUAUUACAUUACAACUAAUGAGAAGAUUAUACAUAUAAAUCUAAUGUUGUUGGAAAGUGAAGAUAUGGAGACAUACCACUAUAUUUUAAUAAAAAAUAUAUCAAGGUAAUUAUGAUAAUAAUAUUUAAUAGUAAUUCCAAUAAAAUUAAAAUUAAUCCAUUUUUUAGACUUCUAUCUAAUCAAAUUUCAUCAUGCAAUGGUAGUAAAUUGUUUUGUAAUGCAUGUCUAUAUCACACCAAUUUACCGGAAAGAAUGGCGACACAUAAGGAGAAAGAAUGUGGGAAAUGUAUUUCAAAAAUGCCUGCGGGAGAAAAAUCAUUUAUUAGCUAUAAGCAUUUCGAGAGGCAAAUGGACAUUCCAUUCUCAAUUUAUGCAGAUUUUGAGUGUAUACUUCAGGAUAUCGAUGUAAGUAAUGAUAAUGAGAUUAAUUCUAAUUUUAUAAAAAAGCAUAUUCCAUGUGCAUAUGCAUUUAGCAUUAAGUGUAAUUUUAAUGAAAAUUUACAUAGAUUUAUGAUAUUUACUGAUAGCAAUACUAAUAUAAAUGUUGGUGAACAUUUUGUUAAAAGCUUAAUUGAACAAUGUAGGGAUAUCUAUAAAAAACAUUUUGAAAAACUUGUUCCAAUGCAACCCUUAACUCCCUUAGAAGAAGAACAUUUACAAAGGGCCACUGAUUGUCAUAUCUGUGGUAAAAGUUUAGGAGUUGAAUUAGCUGUUAGAGAUCAUUGUCACUUGUCAGGAAAAUAUAGGGGACCUGCACAUAAUUCAUGUAAUCUUAAUUUUAAAGUUCCAAAUUUUAUACCAAUUUUUUUCCACAACUUUUCUUCAUAUGAUUGUCAUUUGUUUGUGAAAGACUUGUUAAAUAUUAAAGGACAGACGAAUAUUAUACCCAUAAAUAAAGAGUUGUAUAUUUCACUAUCGCAUACAAUACGUGUAUAUAGUGAUGAUGAGAUUGAAACUUUAUUGGAUGAGAUACGUAUACAAAAAAUCAAAAAAAACAUUCCUGAGGCAAUUAUUAAAAAACAACUUGAGAGUAUACGAUAUGAAAAAAGUCAGAAAAAAGUUGAGCUAAGAUUUUUAGACUCUUAUAGAUUUAUGGCAUCUGGGUUAGAUGUAUUAGCUAGUAAUUUAUCAGAUAAUGACUUAGAAACGGUUCGAAAGUGUUUUCCAGACUCUGAACAGUUUAAUAUUAUGAGGCGGAAGGGCGUUUUUCCUUAUGAGUAUGUUAAUACAUUUGAUAAAUUAGAUGAAAAUAAACUACCUCCUAUAGAAGCAUUUUAUAGUAAAUUAAAUAAUAAAAAUUGUUCUGAAGAAGAAUAUUUACGUGCACAGACUAAGUAUAUGGAAAAAAUUUAAUUGUAAAACUAUUAGGGACUAUAUGAAAUUAUACUUGAAGACUGAUGUACUACUACUCACCGAUGUCUUUGAAAAUUUUAGAAAGGUAUGCAAGAGAAUUUAUAAUUUAGAUCCAGCGCAUUACUAUACAAUUCCUGGUCUGUCAUGGGAUGCCAUGUUAAAAUAUACAAAAAUUGAACUGGAACUUAUAACUGAUCUUGAAAUGUAUAAUUUUAUUAAGCGGGGUAUUCGAGGUGGUCUUACCCAAUGUAGUAAGAGAUAUAGUAAGGCGAAUCAUAAGUAUUUAAACAAUUAUGAUGAUACGAAACCAUCUGAAUAUAUUUUGUAUUUAGAUGCAAAUAAUCUUUAUGGUUGGGCGAUGUCAGAAUCACUUCCAUAUGGAGAAUUCACUUGGAGAAAUGAUUUCAUUCAUCCACGAGGCAUCCCACAAAAUUCCGAAGUAGGUUACAUUUAUGAAGUGGAUUUGACUUAUCCCAUUGGCUCUCAUGAUUAUCAUAAUGAUUUACCUUUUUGUGUGGAAAAUAAAAUAAUUGGUGGAAGUAAGCAUGAAAAAUUAAUAGCUGAUCUGUCUAAUAAAACUAAAUAUAUAAUACAUUAUAAAACGUUAGAACAAUGUUUGAAUAAUGGAUUAGUUUUAGAAAAACUUCAUCGAAUUCUCCAAUUUAAACAUUAGCCCUGGUUGAAGACAUAUAUUGAUUUGAAUACUGAAUAUAGAACAAGAGCAACUAAUUCAUUUGAAAAAGAUUUUUAUAAAUUACUUAAUAAUGCAGUAUACGGAAAGACUAUGGAAAAUGUUGAUAAAAGGAAAGAUGUACGUUUGGUAACUGAAUGGGAUCGAAGUAAUCGUAAUCAUUUAGGAGUAGGAAAUCUAGUAUCAAAACCAAAUUUUCAUAGCAUUUCACAAUUUACCAAUACAUUAUGGGCUAUACAAAUGAAUAAAACCCUAACGUAUUAUAACAAACCGAUUUAUUUAGGGUUUUGUGUUCUAGAGUUAUCUAAAUGGAAAAUGUAUGAUUUUCAUUAUGCAUAUAUGAAACCAAAAUAUAAUAAUAAAAUAAAUUUAAAUUAUAUGGAUACAGAUUCUUUUAUAUACUCAAUUAAAACAGAUGAUUUUUAUAAUGACAUUCGCUCUGAUAUAAAAGACCGGUUUGAUACUUCAUCAUACUCAGAAAAAAACCCAUUAAAUUUACCUCUGUUAAAUAAAAAAGUAUUAGGUAAGAUGAAAGAUGAAUGUGAGGGCAAAUUCAUAACUGAAUAUGUAGGUUUAGCACCUAAAGUAUACGCAUAUACUGUCGAAGGUGAGGAAGAUGUGAAGAAAGCUAAGGGAGUUAAGAAAUGUAUUGCAAAUAAUUAUAAUAUAGAUACUUAUAAGCAUGUUUUAUUCAAUAAAGAAGUUGUUACAGCUUCUAUGCAAACAUUUACCUCUAAAUUACAUACUAUUCUAACUAAUCAAGUAAAUAAACUAGCUGAGUUAUAAUGACACUAAGCGUAAAGUUAUGGAUGAUAAUGUAAAUACGUAUGCUUGGCAUCAUUACACAUUCGAUACUGGUAAUGGAGAUUUCGAAUUAGACAUGUUAAUAAAUGAUAUAGAAUUAAACAAAAUGUAAAGAAAUAUUUAUAAGUAAUUUAUAUAAUAUAUAAGAUGUA